This is a messenger RNA of Brassica rapa (field mustard), 6347 nucleotides long. RefSeq names its product protein ALTERED XYLOGLUCAN 4-like. The record is from RefSeq and is a predicted model, not a curated record. Gene Ontology annotation, cellular component: Golgi apparatus. Lineage: Eukaryota; Viridiplantae; Streptophyta; Magnoliopsida; Brassicales; Brassicaceae. Gene Ontology annotation, molecular function: O-acetyltransferase activity.
UGUUAAAAAAAAAAAAUUCAAAAGUCGACAAAGGGGAAGAAGAUACAUAACAAUACCUAGGCGCGCUAAAAAAUUCUACUAAGACAAAAAAAAGGGACUAAAAUCUGAAAUGGACCAAAAGGCCAAAAACAAGUCUCACACAUCCAAAAAAAAUCUGUAUGGACCAAGUGAUUGUAAACUACUAUUUUACCCUUAAUGAAUGAAUAAUAUGAACCAUUGGAUUCUAUAAUCUUUCUAUAAAUCACAACCGUCGGAUUAAGAGAAGAAAAGAGGAAUGUUAUAUUUACAAAAAUGCCAUUAAUGAAACUCCAACCAGAGCCAUUGAUCAUAUUUUCUAUGUUUUAAUCUUGGCCACACGCUUUCACAGAUCUCUCAUUCUCUAUCCUCUCCCCCUCUUUAAUCUGAUGCAUAAAUAACUCAGAGCCACACGAUUUUCAUUAUUUCAUUCUCUCAUUCGACUAGGUACAACUAGUAUAACUCAUACAACUAUACAUGUUAAAAAAUAAUAUAAUUGGUACAACUAGUAUAUAAAUGUUAUAAUUUAUGUACAAUUUGCAGCUACUUAACUCAACUAUUAAAUCAUUUUUUACAUAUGAUGAUAAAUUUCAUCUAUUUUUUCUGAGGUUCUUCAAUUAUUGUUAAAUUAUUAAAUCACACUACCAAUUUUAUAUAAGAUAUCUUAUACUUUUAAGGUUUGUUAAUUAGAUUGACCAUAUUAUUAUGAAAAAUAAACAUCAAAAAUAUAUUUACAAAGUUAUAAUGUGAAAAAAUUGGUACAACUCCUAAAACUAAACAUAUAAAAAAUUUGGUAUAUUUUUUUAUUAUAUAUUAGUUUACAUGAUCUACCUUAUACUUUUAAGGUUUAUUAACUUGUUUGUCUACAUAAUUUAUGGAAAACAUACAUGAAAUGUAUUUUAACAGUUAUGAAAUGUAUUUACCGGACUAGUAAUACUGAUAUAACUAGUACAACUACUCAGGUUUUGAAAUUUAAAUAUUCCUUCGAGUAUGUCAUAUGAAAAAAAUCAAUAAAGUGGCUAAAUUGUAAAGUAUUUAUAAAGGUUCCUUAUGAUAUUUCAUGGGGGGUUUUUUUUUUUUGCAAAUCUAACACAAUCACAUAAGUUUGCAUAAUCUACCUUAUACUUUUAAGGUUUGUUAACUUCUUUGUCCACAUAAUUUUUGGAAAACAUACAUGAAAUGUAUUUUAACAAAAUUUAUGAUUUCAUUUUAUUGGGGCACAGACAUGUACACAUAAUGAAGUGGUACAACUGUGUUAUUUCAUUUUAUAUUGUGCAUUACAUUUUAAACGUGUAUCAUGUCUUAAACAUUAUGGUUGAAUAUUAAAUCAAGUUGUUGUACUAAUAGUACUAUUCCUAGAUAUUUUUGUGUAGUUUAACCUGUUAUCUAUUUCUUUUGGUUGAAAUACAUUAAAUCAAAGUCGAUAAAAUUAAGAGAAAAAUUUGUUAGGUACGUAAAUACAACACGUAAAACUAAAUAAUAUUUAUAAAAAAAAUAGAUAUUAAAAAAACUGAUGGUAUUGGGAUUAUAAAUUUUAUAAUUUUUUAAAAACUUCAUAAAUUUUUGAAGAUUUAUUUUUUUGUAGGAAAAAAUUUAAAUUAUAAAAUAGAAUUAAAUAAUAAACUGAGUGAAAUGUACGAAUUUGCAAACAUAAGAAUCAAAAACUAUUUGAAAUCAAAUUUGUAGAUACAACAAACAUAUGUAUAUCAUAUUUUAUAUCAAAAUAUGCAAGUUUCACCAUGUUCUUUUUGUGUAUGUGAUUACAAUUGCUCUAUUUCUUGUAAUAUUUUCAUGUCCAUAUCAAGAAAAUGAACUUUGAGGCGAUAAACCUACUAACCAACACUAGAAAAACACAAAUCAAGUGUUGCCACAAUUAAACUAGUAAUAGUACUACUGUAGUUAAACCGGUUAAACUAUUAUUGUUGUAGUCCAAAUACCAAAUAUUAAUGUUUAUGUAUUUUUUUCAAACUCGUGAUGGCUUAUGCAUUAUAUUUUGGACUAUACUCUUCCAGAUCUUAAACUGCAAUCUUUUCUCACUUGGCAGUUGUCUUAUUUGGCUUCGGGAGCAAAAACGUGAAGAUAAUUUUCUUCCAUAUAUAAUACAACUAGUACAAAUGGUAAAAUAAAUCAUUAUCAAAACAAAUAUUAUAUAAACAAACUAUUAACAUAUUUUGACACAUCCAUGAAAAUUAAACCAAUAUUUUCAUUGGUGAUACAUCAUCCCUUUCUAAAAUAUCAUUCAUACGUUGAAAACAAAAAUUAAAUAUAAUCAUAUUAAUUGUAAAAUUGUAGUAAAUAUACAUGGUACAACUAGUUUUUUCGAUUUCAAUGCCAAAGUAUAACUAUGUACAAACUGGUACAACAAUAUACAAACCAAUACAAUUCAAUUACUAGUACAACUAUGUUAUUUCAUCUUGUAUUGUGCAUCAUUUUUUAAACGUGUAUCAUAUUUUAAACAUUAUGGUUGAACUACAUGUGAAGAUAAUUUUUUCCGUAAAUAGUAUAACUAGUACAACUGGUACAAUUGGUAAACAAUAACUAUCCAAAUAAAUAUUAUAAAAUAACUUUAAACAUAUUUCGACAAAUCCAUAUAGUGGAAGAUUAUACCAACUUUUUCAUUGGUUCUACAUCAUCCUCUUCUAUAACAUCAUUCGCAUGCUGAAAACAAAAAGCUAAUAUACCAUAUUAAUGGUAAAGUUAUACUAGUUAUACACGUUCUAAUUAUAUUAGUCAUACUAGCUAAAUUUGUUGUAGUUGUAUUAGUUAUUCACGUUCUAGUUGUACCAGUUAUAUUAGUUUCAGUUGUACUAGUUGUACUAGUAAUACUCUGUGUUUUUCAUUGUCGGAAAUUUUGUACAUUGAACACGAGAUUCAAUUUUAUAUAAGAGAAAAUGGAUUGAGAAAGAUGGAGAAUUGAUCGAUUUGGGAUAAGAAUGAAAUUUCAUAAAGUUUGAAGAAUUUUUCGAUUUUGAUUUGGAUAAUGAGAUGAAACAAUUUUGAUAUGAAAUAAAAAAAAAUUAAAAUCUGGGUUCUUAACAUUAUGAAUCAUGAUUGAUUAUGGAAUAGAUAAAAUUGAGUAACACAAGAGGAAUCAGGUGGAUGUUACAUGAUUUUAGUUUGAUUUUGAAAAAAUAGUAAUGAAAGAUGAAGGUGAAAAUCGUGAGAGGGAGGAUGUUUGAGAAACAAAGAUUUGGAGAUUUAGGGAUCAAUUGAGUAGGAUCGGGUUAGUGGGUUAGGAUAGUGUGUGGUUGGGUUAGUAAAUAAGUAGAACUUUCUAGGCUUCAUGGUCUUUUCCUCCUAUUUUUGAUUUAAUUUUAAUUCAUUUUUAAAAUAAAAAGGCAAGAGGUCCAUAUGAGAUUAUUUUGAUCCCUUGUGGUCCAUUACAGCAUUUGUUCCAAAAAAAAGAUUUCACCGUGAAAUAUGGUUUAAUUGUAAAUGGAAAAAGACUCACCACACCACAAAUUCACAUGCAAAACCAACGGCACCUCCUCGCACGCCACACGUCUUCAUCAGACGGCUACUAUUACAUAAUGAAAGCAAACAAAUAUAUAAAAACAAAAUAAUUUUGAACCAAAAGAUACUCAUAAUUUCAUUAAAAAAAUCGCCAUUUUCAACCCUUUUUCAUUUUUUACUGCCAAAAACUAAAGUUUAAGGAAGCAGAAUAGAGAAUGACAUAUGCGUGGGAUGUGUAUAAAUAGAAAACAUAUGCGUGGGAUGAUCGACAUGCAACGAUGAAAUCAUCAUCGGUUUUCUGGGAAAGCUCAGAGAAAACACAGAGAUGGAUAGCUUCAAACAUGGGAAGAUCAUCGCCAUUCCUCUCGCCUUUUCUUUGUAUAACGCUCUUCUUCACCGUUUUCUUGGUUUACCAUCAAAGUCCUUUCAGGUCCAUCUCCGAUCAAAAUGUUCCCACUCCCCAACCUCAAAUCGAUCCUGAAUGUAAUUUGUUCAAGGGACAUUGGGUUCCAGACAAAAGAGGAUCUUUGUACACAAACUCAAGCUGUUCCACUAUUCCUGCUUCCAAGAACUGCAUAAAACAUGGGCGAUCAGACAGAGAUUUCUUGUUUUGGAGAUGGAAACCCGAUGGCUGCGAUCUCCCUAGAUUUAACCCUAAGGCGUUUCUCAGUAUGGUUAGAGGCAAGAAGAUGAGUUUUAUUGGUGAUUAUGUAGCAAGAAACCACAUGGAAUCUCUUCUUUGCUUGUUGUCAAUGGAAGAAACUCCUAGAGAGAUCUACAAGGAUGGAGAAGACAGAAACAGGAUUUGGUACUUUCCUAGUCAUGAUUUCACACAAUCUACAUCUUGGACUAAGUUUCUUGUGGCGGGACAAGAGAGGGUAGACAGUAACAAGACCGGAACUGGAUUGUUUGAUAUAGAUCUUGCCAAGAUGGAUGAAGGGUGGUCCAAGGGUCUGCCAAAUACAGACAUUUCUAUUGUCUCGGCUGCUCACCGGUUCUUCAGACCAAUAAUCAUCCAUAGAGGAGACGAGACGCUUGGUUGCAUCUACUGUAACUUACCAAACAUGACUCAGAUAAGCCCGGACGAAGGGUUUAAGCUUGUUUACUCAGCGCUAUUUAAGCACAUCAGUGAGUGUAAGAACUGCAAGGAAGACUUAGUUACGGUCCUGAGGACUAUUUCCCCUUCCCAUUUCGAGAACGGGACUUGGGAUACUGGAGGAGCGUGCAGCAGGAUAAGUCCUUUUGGUGAGAACCAGAUCGAUCUCCAGAGUAACGAGAUGAAGAUCAGGACAUCUCAGAUUCAGCAGCUUGAAGGUGUAACAAAAGGAGACUAUGAAGGAAAGAAGUUUGCGGUUUUGGAUGUGACUAAGGUUAUGCUGAUGAGACCUGAUGGGCAUCCUAAUGGUCAUUGGGGAAAUAAAUGGAUGAAAGGUUAUAAUGACUGCGUCCACUGGUGUUUGCCAGGGCCUAUUGAUGCGUGGAACGAGUUUCUAAUGGCCGUAAUUAGACAAUUAAGAUGAUCCAUUUGUGGAUUUUUUUUUUUUUUCUGAACAACUAUGAUCCAUUUGUGGAUAAACAUACAAAAAUAUACUUUUGUAUAUAUAGAAGUAGACCUCCAAAUUAGGGAAACUUUAUAUAAAAAAAAACUUUUAAAAGAAAUGUUUAUAUCCUCCUCCCCAAAAUCUCAGAUCUAGCCCCGGAGCCACCAGUGAGCUGUCCUUACAGAAAACUGAUAAGCUUGUUUAGCUGUAUUUCCACAAAAUGAGAAGAGAAGUGUUGACUGAGAAGUCAAAGAAGAAAGACUCUCUUCCACUUGGAGGCUUUGCCGUUGAGAUGAAGAUCACAUAUAAAUAGAGUUGAGAGUCCGUUGGAGAAGGCAGCUUUGUAUUUUGGAUUGAGACGAGAGUCCUGAGGAGAUUACGAGUGGGUUAAGCCAUCGUAUCUCAAGUUGGUUCUUGAUACAAAGUGUAGUGCAUUGUUCCACUGAUUCAAUAAAGUGUUUGGAGAGUUUGUGAUUGAGUUUGAGAGAGCGUGCGUUUGUGAUUGAAUCGAUAGCUCAAACUCUAUCAAAACCAUGAUCCAACGUAACUUGAAACAGAAAAAUAACAGCUAAGUUCUUCAGCAACCAUUGAACUACAAAGCUUAUGUAGUGUUCCACCAGCAACCACGAUGUCCUUAAGAUCGAUCUUAGACAGAACAAGCUCGAAAGCUUUUGUACUCAGAUAUUAAUUGUUUCAGUAGUCACUAUUCAUAUCCAAAGGAAUAAACUACAGUCAUCAAACCUUAGUGACACAGAUACAGCGAGACAAAUGAUAAUCAAUACUCUACAUUGUUAUCACCAAGAACAAAAGAGAAGACUUCACGAACGGGAGAGAACUCAACAAGACAAUAUCCAUGGCGUAACCAUUCACCGGAAGCUUCAAAUCUCUCAAAACAGAGAAAGCAUAGGCCAUACGGGGCUUAGGAACUUCAAGCGCCACAGUACAUAAAGGAACCCACGAAUCAAGAUGAUACUCUUCCCCAGCCUCAACACUUUAAUUAUUUCUUCAUCGCAUUGCAUAGCUGAAUAUAAUUUUGUAGAGUUUAUCUUUAAAUAUAGAAAAUAAUAAUAAGAAAAACAUUGAAAAUAAUAUUAAAUAAUUAGAAAAUAAUUUUGUAAAAUACAUACGUCGAAUUUCACUUAUCAAAAAUACAUUCAAUAAAAAAAAUCCUAACAAGCCUAAAGUUAGAAUUUCCCCUACCGUUAAUUAGUUUUAACAAUUAGAUGACCAUUUUCAAGUUCUACACAGUACACAUAGUAUGUUUUUUUUCCCUACAAAAUACUAAUAGUAUGUUCAGACCAAAAAAAGAAACGAUAUACUAUAUGCAUGUACACAUUC